Erigeron canadensis is the source of this 663-nucleotide messenger RNA. RefSeq lists its product as uncharacterized. NCBI's taxonomy places the organism in Eukaryota, Viridiplantae, Streptophyta, Magnoliopsida, Asterales, Asteraceae. The transcript has a single exon. The record is from RefSeq and is a predicted model, not a curated record. The coding region runs from base 1 to 663 and encodes 220 amino acids.
AUGGGCUUAAACAAGUACCUAGACAGUGGAAUGCAAGAGAGAAAGUAUUGUUUAGAGCUUCUUAAUGAUUUUGGAUUACUUGGUUGUAAGCCCAUUGCAACACCUUUAGAUAUUAAUCUGACUAUUAAACCAAAUAGUUCAAAAAGUAAACCUCUUGAGAAUAUUUCUGUGUAUCAUAAAUUGAUUGGUAAGUUUAUAUACCUUACUUUAACAAGAUCUGACAUAAGCUAUGCAGUUCAAUGUCUCAGUCAGUUUAUGCAUGCUCCUAUGGUUGAACACUUUCAACUUGGUCUUAGAGUUCUAAGGUAUCUUAAGAACUCUCCUGGAAAAGGUUUGCACAUUCAGUCAUGUAAGUCCUUGUCUCUUAAAGCUUUUGUGGAUUCUGAUUGGGCUAGGUGUUUACGUACAAGGAGAUCCAUUACUGGCUAUUCUGUGUUUCUGGGUAACACUUUGAUUUCCUGGAAAAGUAAGAAACAAUCAACAGUUGCUAAGUCUUCUGCAGAAGCAGAAUAUAGAGCUUUAGCAACUGUUACUUGUGAAAUUAUAUGGCUUUUGAACCUAUUGAAAGAUUUGGGAUUGGGUAACCACAUGUUACCAGUUUCUGUUUGCAGUGACAGCAGUUCAGCUUUACAAAUUGCAGCUAAUCCUGUUUUUCAUGAGUAA